CUCCCCGUUCUUUGAUCCGAAUGUUGGUUUUGACUAGAAUGGAUACAGCUAUUUCCAUUUGGCAUUCGCACUCUAAUGCCGCAUAAUUUGUGUCACGAUGAAAACAGUUGAUUAAUAUUUUUAUUAUUAUUCUAAGGUAAGGUUUAGGGUAGGUGUAGGCGUUAGCUAAUGUUAUUUAUUGUAAUUAUAUGGCGAGAUUUUGCACCCCUUCAGGCAAUAGCUGUAUCCCUUCUAGCACCACCCCGGAGGUUGGCCGUCUCUUUUUGAUGACGUAACGCAGCGCGACCACCCAUGCAUUCCCGAGCCUUACAAAGACGCACGUUGAUCGUUGAGCGUACUACAGUGUUAAAGACAUUUUCUUAUAUCUCUUUGUUUUUCACUAUUUAAACAAAGGAGUUUUUUGUCCUCCGUGAAGCACACGCCGAGAGGACGGUUCACAUUUCUACAGAGAUCGGAAGCACCACUUGCAGGAAUGGCUGAAUCAGACGUGAAUCCUAAAGCUUAUCCUCUGGCUGAUGCCACACUAUCCAAAACCAUAUUGGACCUUGUGCAACAGGCAGCCAAUUACAAACAAUUGAGAAAAGGGGCCAAUGAAGCCACCAAAACUCUGAACCGUGGAAUCUCAGAGUUUAUUGUGAUGGCUGCAGAUGCUGAACCUCUGGAGAUCAUCCUUCAUCUGCCUCUGCUAUGCGAGGACAAGAACGUCCCAUACGUGUUUGUGCGCUCCAAGCAGGCCUUGGGUCGAGCGUGCGGGGUCUCCAGGCCUGUCAUUGCCACAUCUGUCACUAUUAAGGAAGGUUCUCAGCUCAAGCCCCAGAUUCAGUCUGUGCAGAUGGCCAUUGAGAGACUUCUCGUCUGAGAUAUCAUUGACACAUGCUUGUUUUUAAGUUGUAAAGUACAACUUUACAGUUUGAACUAUGAAUAUAUUUCUCUAUAUGGUGAACUUAAGCGUUCUGAAGAUUUAAAGUGUUUAGUUCUUACUCAUUCUGCUGUUGUUGAGCAUGUGUGUAUUUAACAAACAGCAAGACGAUUUUUUUGUAUGUUUUUUUUUAAACCAAAGGUUAAUAUCAUUUAUUCUGUAUCAUUAACACACUUGCAAUUAAAGAGAUAUUCAAUAUGCAUUAGUAACUAAAUUUGUUGACUUAAAUAAUAUUUACCUUUAAAGGGAUAGCUCACCCAAAAAUGAAAAUUAAGUCAUUAUAUACCCAGCCUAUUGUCAUUUCAAACCUUAAUGACUUUCUUAUGCAGAACACAGAAAAUAUUUUGAAGAAUGUUGAUAACCGAACAGCAUGUGCUGCCAUUGACUUCUACUGUAUGGACACAAAACCAAUGCAAGUGAAUGGCUUCCAUCGCUUUUCGAUCGACAUCCUUCAAAAUAUCUUCUUUUUUGUUCUACGGAAGAAAGACACAUACGCUCUUGUCAUUUCAAACCUGUGAGUAAAUAUUGACAGAAUGUAAAUUUUUGGUUGAUCUAUUACUUUAAGAUGCAUAUUUUACUUUCAGAUUUGGUAUGUUUAUACCAUUGAGUAUGGUAUAAACACGGCAUAGUAUGUGAUUUUGUGUGUAUGAUGUAUGCCAAACUAGAGUAAACAACAGAACGAUUUAUUUUUCAAAGGUAUAGUUACCUCAAAAAUAUACUUUUAUUCAAACGUGUAUGUACAUUUCUUCUGUGAAACUUAAAAAGAUUCUUAGUGUGGUUUUGUAUUCCUACAAAAGGGAGUUAAUGGUGUUUCAAAAUAGCAUUUUUGUGUUUUGCCAAGUAUGUCAUACAGGUUUGAAAGAAGUAUGAGUGAAUAAAUUAAAGAUUUUACUUUU
Molecule: messenger RNA, 1815 nt
Organism: Triplophysa dalaica
Lineage: Eukaryota; Metazoa; Chordata; Actinopteri; Cypriniformes; Nemacheilidae
Gene: snu13a
Product: SNU13 homolog, small nuclear ribonucleoprotein a (U4/U6.U5)
Exons: 3
Coding region: 473-859 (128 amino acids)
Biological process (GO): maturation of SSU-rRNA; ribosome biogenesis; mRNA splicing, via spliceosome
Cellular component (GO): nucleolus; box C/D methylation guide snoRNP complex; U4/U6 x U5 tri-snRNP complex
Molecular function (GO): RNA binding
Source: RefSeq, a predicted model, not a curated record